Molecule: messenger RNA, 7328 nt
Organism: Pongo pygmaeus (Bornean orangutan)
Lineage: Eukaryota; Metazoa; Chordata; Mammalia; Primates; Hominidae
Gene: TRDMT1
Product: tRNA aspartic acid methyltransferase 1
Exons: 11
Coding region: 3741-4916 (391 amino acids)
Cellular component (GO): nucleus
Molecular function (GO): methyltransferase activity
Source: RefSeq, a predicted model, not a curated record
UCCUCAGCCUGUAAGCGAGCCUGUAUAGGAAUCCACAUCAUGUUUUGCUGAGAAAUAGAGGGGCCUGGAUCAUGGAAAUUCAAAGACGAUUGCAAAAGCAUUUUCAGCACUUGGAAAACUUUAUUUCUUUUAAUUAGAUAUUAAUGAUCAGUGAAAGAACACAUAAGGGAAGAAGAUAAAAAUGUCAUUAGAUUCCAAGCCCAGUGCCUUCAAUAAUUGAGUGUGUGUGCUAUUACUUUUAAUACGAUCGUUAGUAUUGUGAUGUGCCCCUUAAUUAUUUCUGAUAUGCUUUAUAUGUGCCUUUAUUUUCCAGGUGUUAAUUAAUGUGUUUUUUUUAAAGAAACGCAUUUUCUACUUUUAGAGAAAAUGUAGUAAAUAUACUAACAUUCAAGUUUUGAUAUUUGCUUGCUUUUUUAAAAGUAUGUCUAGUUUCUCUAAUUAAAAUAUAAAUAGUAUUGUACAUAUCAUUGAGGAUGACUUUAUGGGAAACUAUGGGACUAAAGAGCUUUUCUUCUCUCUUAUGAGCCUUCAGGAUUUGCUUUGGGAAAAAGUAAUCAAUAUAUACUUUCGUUCUGCUCACCUCACUUUUUUCCUCAACUACUCCCUAUUGUACCACCUCCACCAGCCCUCCCACUCUUCCACCACAUCAUGUGAUUUGUGCCGGUGAUUGGAAGACGUUUGCAUACAUAAUCCCAGGGGGCCUAAUAUCUACAGAUGCUUCCAUGGAGAUAGUUGUAGAUGAUGAUUAUGGAGAGAGUUGUCAUUCUUGAAAUAAUUAUCACGAGAUAAGCCUUAGAGAGGAAAUAAUACAUAAAGAUAUGGCACAUAUGAGGUGAAAAUUGGGCUAGAAGAACUGGAAGGAUUGAAUCGCAAGUACAAGGGUGAUCUGUAUUUCAGAAGAUGAGGGAGACCUAGGAGUUGUAAUGUGUCAGGAUAUUUUAGGCUGGGAGUCUAGAAGGAAGGUUCCACUUGAAGUAUAGGUCUUGAAGAAGUCUAGGAGAUUUCUAGAGAAGGGAAAGAACACAAGCAGAGAAGUGAAGUGAAGGGUAUGUUUGAGGAACACCAAGUAGUUUCAUUUAUAGCAGAGUUCAAGAAGAGAAAAAAGUUAAGGAAGAAAAGUAAGUUCAGGGCUAUACUGUGAAGAUCCUUAGGUAUCAGAGUAAACAGUUUGUAAUCAGCCUGUGUGGGGAAGGGGUUUGAGGCUCCUUCCUCUCAGGAAGUUGGUAUUUUUCAUUAACUCUGCCACGUUUCUGUACUGUCUCUUCCCUGUAGGUAAGGUCUUUUGUCACAUUUAUUUGAUUUAUAGCAUGAAUGCUGAAAAUUCCAGAUUUAUUUAAUAUAUUGGUUUUUGGCUAUAUAUAAAUCACUAUGACUACAUAGCUCCCUUUACAUUUUAUGUACUGAUGUUUAUUUCUGGUACUAUAUGUAAUAAAUAUUAGAAAAGUUUGCUUCAUGCAUUAUACAUAUGUCAGUAUGUACAUGGUUUCUGUAAGUUGAGUUAGUUUAAGAGUACAUUUGCUUAAAGCAGGUAACAAGUCUUCUUUCUACAUAUUUCAAAUUCAAUAAAUCAUUAACAGGUUGCCAAAUCAGGUCUCAUUUUUUCUAAUUUGAAUUCAGCCAUGAAUUCAUUUCUUGGAACUAAAACACCCUCAACAAUCCAUCUCUUUCUGUUCCCUUCUCCUUUAUCUUAUUGAUGAGGAAACCAGGGUCAUCUCAAAGUCACACAAUCAGUUAACUGGCAAUGCCAGGGCUAAAGCUGGGUUAGCUGGUAUCUUUCUACCAUACACCUCUUCUUAUCGGAAAGUGACUAACAAAAAGCAAAGCAGUGGCCAAUGCACAUGUACAAUUUAAAAAGUUAAUUUCAUAGACCACAUCAAAAUGAACCAGUGAAUUCUAUAAUUUGGAUGCAGUCAUUAUACUUUUAUUUGUUAACAGUAUUACAUCAGCAGGCAUGCAACAUUUCUAACAAAUCAGUUAUUGUUACUACAAGUGGUACCCCCAAGUUCCCCCUAACAAAAGCCUGUGGCAGUGUUGGGAACAAAGAGAAGAACACUUCACAACGGGAACAUUUUCCAUCCUCCAUAUGGGUACAUUAUUUUCAUUUAUAAUUGACUGUAAACACCACCCCCCACCAAAUUUCUAAGCUCCCCCCAACUGACUGAGUGAACACCUCCACCAAGCAGAUUCCGAAGAAACCUGAAAAACUAGUUCAGGCCAUGCUGGGAAGGGGAAGGUCAGACAUGCCUCAUUAUACUCUCCUCUCUUUGGAGUUCGGACACAACUGACCAGUAUUAAUAUUAAAACAAGAGAUCUUCAUACAGACAAAACAGACUCUUCUUAGCAAUAAGAUACCAAAAUUCCAACCUGACUCUAGUAUAGCAUCACAUGAAAGAUAGCAGGCCCUAAAUCAAAGCAUUUUACCCUAAAAUAAAUUUCUUUGACACAUUUUGAAAUGGUCCUGCACAGCCAUCUCUCGUGGGGAAAAUCUACAUUCUAUAGAGACUCCCUUUCCCUUUCUAGGUCUUUUCCUGAUCCAAGAGAGAUUUAACUAAGAGUCUGGCAUCUUUUUACACGUGAUAAGAGACGUUUGCCAAUUAUUCUCUCUGAAGCCUGUUACCUAUGAGACUUCAUCUACAUAAUAAGAACCUUGGUCUCCACCUUAUCUUAACCCAGACACAUUCCUUUCUAUUGAUUCCAGGUCUUUAGGUCACAACUUAACUCUUUCAACCAACUGCCAAUCAGAAAAUCUUUGAAUCCACCUGUAACCUGGAAUCCUUCCCCUUUUUGAGUUGUCCCAUUUUUAUGGACCAAACUAAGUACACCUUGCAUAUAUCAAUUAACAUCCUUAUGUCUCCUUUAAACCAUAUAAUCCCAAGCUGUAGCCCAACCACCUUGGGUACAUGUUCUCAGGACCCCCUGGGGUUGUGUCGUGGGUCACGGUCCUCACCUUGGGCUCAGAAUAAACCUCUUCAAACGUUUUACGGAGUUUGGCUUUUUUCGUCAACAUGAGCCUCUAACAAUUGGUUACUGGAUCAUCCUGAGGAAUCAAGGCCCUAGCACUUAAAGACCCAUAAAUAAUCCUGCAUGAUAUUCACUGUGUAUUCUAUGUAGGUGUAAUUUCCAAGCUAAAACAUAAUUAACCCCACUAAUAGACACAACAAACAUCCUCUGUAUUAUUAGCACGCACACAGGGCUUUCUCUGCUGCGAGUGGACUUGUGUCCUUGCUUAUAAUUCUGGAACCUUCUCUAGGAGAGAGGCUGGUCUAAUUUAUCUCUGUUGACCCAGGGCAGGCAUGAUGCAAGGCACACUGGAAAGAAUGUUUGAAUGUUCAGGCUUAUAAGUGACAGAAAAGCAGCUUGUCUGAAAAAUGAUUUUUUUCUGGCUUCUAACCAGUGUUAAUUCACUUGGAAACCAAGGCAGUUUUCUCCCCUUUACUGAACUCCGGAUUUCUUUUCCACUCAAGGCCCCUGACACCAAAGAAGGAAAUGGAGCGUAAAUCAGGCUACAGAGUGGCUGCCAUUCAUUCGGUAAGCCUUACUGUUUUCCGUCCUUUGUUCCCCUCUCCACCCUUGCCAACCCCCAGGCCGCGAGGACCUCUGAAGCCCUGAGCCUGGAGCGGUAGGAGACGGGGGAACUGAAACGCCGCGGAACCAGAGGCUGAGGGAGCGGCGCGAUGAAGGGAGGAGGAGCGACGGACCGGCAGGCCUAGCUCCGGGGCUGCGGCGGCUGAGGCGCGGGGAUGGAGCCCCUGCGGGUGCUGGAGCUGUACAGCGGCGUGGGCGGCAUGCACCACGCGCUGAGAGAAAGCUGUAUACCUGCACAAGUGGUGGCUGCCAUUGAUGUCAACACUGUCGCUAAUGAAGUAUACAAGUAUAAUUUUCCUCACACACAGUUACUUGCCAAGACAAUUGAAGGCAUUACACUUGAAGAGUUUGACAGAUUAUCUUUCAAUAUGAUUUUAAUGAGCCCUCCGUGCCAGCCAUUCACAAGGAUUGGCCGGCAGGGUGAUAUGACUGAUUCAAGGACGAAUAGCUUCUUAUAUAUUCUAGAUAUUCUCCCAAGAUUACAAAAAUUACCAAAGUAUAUUCUUUUGGAAAAUGUUAAAGGUUUUGAAGUGUCUUCUACAAGAGACCUCUUGAUACAAACAAUAGAAAAUUGUGGCUUUCAGUACCAAGAGUUUCUAUUAUCUCCAACCUCUCUUGGCAUUCCAAAUUCAAGGCUACGAUAUUUUCUUAUUGCAAAGCUUCAGUUAGAGCCAUUACCCUUUCAAGCCCCUGGUCAGGUACUGAUGGAGUUCCCCAAAAUUGAAUCUGUACAUCCACAAAAAUAUGCAAUGGAUGUAGAAAAUAAAAUUGAAGAAAAGAACAUUGAACCAAAUAUUAGCUUUGAUAGCAGCAUACAGUGUUCUGGAAAAGAUGCCAUUCUUUUUAAGCUUGAAACUGCAGAAGAAAUUCACAGGAAAAAUCAACAGGAUAGUGAUCUCUCUGUGAAAAUGCUAAAAGAUUUUCUUGAAGAUGACACUGACAUGAACCAGUAUCUUUUGCCACCAAAGUCAUUGCUGCGAUAUGCGCUUCUAUUAGACAUUGUUCAGCCCACUUGUAGAAGGUCCGUGUGCUUUACCAAAGGAUAUGGAAGCUACAUAGAAGGGACAGGGUCUGUGUUACAGACUGCAGAGGAUGUGCAGGUUGAGAAUAUCUACAAAUCCCUUACCAAUUUGUCACAAGAAGAACAGAUAACAAAGCUGUUAAUGCUUAAACUGCGAUAUUUCACUCCUAAAGAAAUAGCAAAUCUCCUUGGAUUUCCUCCAGAGUUCGGAUUUCCUGAGAAGAUAACAGUGAAACAGCGUUAUCGCCUACUUGGAAAUAGUCUCAACGUGCAUGUAGUAGCUAAACUAAUCAAAAUCCUAUAUGAAUAAUUUUGAAAUAACUCUGAAAGAUGGUCAUAUGAUAUUCCUUCAUUUUCAGAGAGUAAUUCUGAAAUUCUAUUUUGAAUUCUGGUGAAAUUUAACUAAAUUAUUUUAAUCUGUCUUUAAUAAGAAAUUUGGAUUUUAUAAAAAAAACCACGUGUUUCCUCAAAUUUAUAUUACUGUAUUUUAUAAAAUACGAACUAUUGUUAUGCUUUGUGGAGAGUAUAUUUUCAUAUGAAACUGGUAAAUAUAUAUGUGGAAUAUUCUUUUUAAAAAUGAUUUUAUAAACAAAUCAAGGAGCACUAGAGCUUUAGUUUCUACAUGAGUAUCUUGUGAAAUGUCAUAACAGGCAUAACAUUUUUAUGUUAAUUAAAGAAGUUUUUUAUUUCUAAUUUUAAAAUAAUGAUUCUAAUUCUAGCCCAUUGAAUGUUUUACUUAAUUUCCAAUCCUGUAAAUAUUUCUUUAUUUCAUCUAAACAAAUGCAUAUGAUAUGUAAACCAAAUUAUCAUUAUUCAAUUUAUACAGCAGUCUGAAGAAUAUUUCAGGAAAAAUAAUCCUAAAUGUUUGAUUACCUCUCCAUCAAGCGGCCACAGAAACUGUUGGUGCACAUUAUCUACAUUUUCCUCAGCCUCUCAUCUGAAGGACAAAACUCAUUUUUCCUUCUUCAUUUUGUAUGUACUUUCCUUUAGUUGGCUAUUAUCAAAGCUUGUUUUUGUCUUCUCAGCUUCUGAGUUGAAUUUGCCUUUGCACACUGAGGAAUGUAGCAUGACGUUAAGAUUUCAUGAUCAGAGGAAGUUGCCCUCUGAUCCCAUGUCAUAUGACACUACUCCCCUCCCCGCAGUUGUUCUUUACUGUGGCAACAUACACUGUGAAUUAACUUUUAUGACUUUUAACUUUCUCUGUCUCUCUUCCUCAGCAGACCUCUUGGAAUUAGGGUUUCUAAUCAAACUAAGUGUUGCAUCAUAAAUUCUAUGGUUUGUGAUAAAAGCAAGUGACAAAGAGAAGAGAGAUGGAAAGAAACAAGUCCAGAAAUCGUAUUACAAGAUUUUAAUUCAAAUUUUUCUUCUUAAAAAUCAACUAUUUUGAGGUGGAUAAAUUGGAAGUUUGUGCAUUGCUUGUGGGAACGUAAAAUGGUUCAGCUGCUGUUGGAAAACACUAUAGAGGUUCGUCACAAAAUUCAACAUAGAAUUACCCUAUGAUUCAGCGAUUCCAUCUCUGGCUAUAGACCCAAAAGAAUUGAAAGCAGAAACUUGAACAGAUAUUUUUACACCAGUGUUUAUAACACCAUUAUUUACAGUAGCCAAAAGGUAGAAGCAGCCCAAGUGUCAUCCCAUUCACCCAUGAAUGGAUGCAGGAAGUGUGUUCCGUGCAUGCAGUGGAAUAGUACCAGCCUUCCGCAGGAAGGAAAUUCUGACAUACGCGGUGACACGGAUGAACCUUGAGUACAUUAUGCGAAGUGAAAUAAGCCACUCUGCGGGGAGGGAGAAUGGGUAGUUAGUGCGUAGUGGAUACAAAGUUUCUGAUUGGGGUGAUGAGAAAGUUCUGGAGGUGGAUGGGGAGGAUGGUUGCACAACAGUGUGAGUGUACUUAAUGCCACUGCAACUGUAUAUUUAAAAAUAGUUAAAAUGAUAAAUUUUACAUUAUGUAUAUUUUACUGCAAUUGAAAAAAUCAUACUUUAUUACCAAUUUUUCAGGACUCAUAGAUAAAUAUGAAUAUAGGGAAGCUGUAAGACAGCCCAUAUACAGAAACUAUCACUAUCUACAUUUUUCAUAUGUGUUCAGACAGAGCCUAUUACAAGUCUCAUAAAUUUCAGUAAACAAUCGCAAAUUAUUUUGGCACACUUUCAUGUAGGUUCUGUUCACUGUUGAAAUAUUCUAAAUAAAAUGGUUUAGAGUUUCACUGUAACUACGAAUAAUUAUGCUAUAAUUAUAGUAUCCCACAUUCAGUUGAGCAACAUUAUACAAAAUAAGUGUCGAGUUACUGUGCACCAACUAUAAACACUUGAAAGGUCUGUAGAGACAUUUGCUUACAAACUGGAAGACAGAAUGUAGCUUAGUGGAAUUCUUAAAUUAUGGAAAUGUAUUCACAGGAAGACGGUGAUUCUUGCCCUUAAUUCAUAAUUGAAAAUAUACAGUAACAAGCAUAAAACUCACAUCUUAAUGAAGAUGUAUCUACCAGUGUCAUUCAAUUAGCAGAUGUAUAUGUAUGCAUAAUUAAUUUGGAAAAUGUUAUUUUAUGGAAUGUCUGCUAUAUGCUUUUGGUAAUAAUGCUGUAUAUAAAAUUUGCACUGGAAAUUCUGUUUCCUGAUAUUUGGACUUGUACAUUUAUUCAGAUGUUGGAAAACAUAGCUUCUCAUUUUCGGAGAACUAUGUGUAAUUCAGUCUUCACCAUACCUAACAGUAAACUGAUUUUUCAUUCUC